CAGACUUGCAUUUGGUUCUGGCAAAGAAGAAUCGUACCCUCGAAAGCAAAGUGAAAAAAGUGCUAAUUUUCCUGCAAAGAAAUGUUCACUAUGAAACAGUUUGUGUUGGUUUUUGGUUUUCUUGCCUUGCUUUGCCUACAUGAGGCCAGGGGAGGACCUGUAGAAGCGGACAAAUCACCAUCAUCUUCAGCAUCAUCCUCGGACACGGAUGACGAUAUGAAAACUUCGGAGACCUAUGGUUAUGGUUAUUACCAACCCGGUUUGUAUGCACAUCCACAAGCUUUGUACACAGCUCCCCAUCCCGCACCAUUGACAACCGUGGCCAGUUAUCAUCCGGCUCAAUUUUCAAGUGUCUCCACAUAUCCUGUGGCUCCUGCUCUCACCACAACCACAUCGCUGUUGUCAUCCACAUCGGCUGGUGCUGCCCGUUCCGCUUCGGGUUACGGCUAUGGUAGUGGUUAUAAAUAUGGUCAUGGUUAUGGUUUUGGAAAUCGUUAUGGAUACGGCAGCAAUGCCCGCACCGCUACCACAAAUGAAUACUAUCGUCGUCAACCGGUUUAUGUUGCCUGGGGUUAAUAUUCAAUCCUGAAAUUCCGAUCCUGAAAAUUUGAUAAUGAAAUUGACAACAAAAGUGUAAAAGAAUUUGGAAAAAUUAUUGAAUAAAUUACCGUUAUUAGCAAAUA
Messenger RNA from Musca domestica (house fly), 683 nucleotides. RefSeq lists its product as uncharacterized. The record is from RefSeq and is a predicted model, not a curated record. The coding region runs from base 82 to 576 and encodes 164 amino acids. The transcript has 3 exons. NCBI's taxonomy places the organism in Eukaryota, Metazoa, Arthropoda, Insecta, Diptera, Muscidae.